GCCCCAAAAUUAUCACGAAAUUUUAGUUUAGCCUCAAAACUCAAAGAGAAUUACCCAGCCGAACCCCACUUCCUGUUAAACGAUUCGAUUACGUUCUACCACUCUCUGCACAGCAAAUUCAACUUCUUUGCACCUUCCGAGACCGAAUUCUGCUUCCAAAUAGGGCCAAUUUCCACCAAUUUGACUCAGUUCCCUCCAUACGAUGUCUAUCAGCUAGGAACGAUUGGCGGCACUCGGGGUCUCGAUGCUGGUUUUGACUAGGGAUUCGUUUGGGUAUUUGUAUUGAAAUUGUGUUCGGUGGAGUCAUGGAAUUCGGAAUUUCUGACAGUAGUGGAACAGAUGAUGACCUUCCUCCUUCACAUCAAAAUAGAUUUCAAAGAGCAGGCCACGCUGCUGGUAAUGGAAGAUCUGCAGUUGGUGGUUCUGCUCCUUUACCUAGGAUGCAUGCUGAUAUGGAAACCCAGAUCCACCACAUUGAACAAGAAGCAUAUUCUUCAGUCCUUCGGGCCUUCAAAGCUCAAUCUGAUGCAAUCACUUGGGACAAGGAAAGUUUGAUUACGGAACUUAGAAAGGAGCUCAGAGUAUCAGAUGAGGAACACAGAGAGCUUCUAUCCCAAGUUAAUGCUGAUGACAUAAUCCGGAAGAUAAGGGAAUGGAGGAAGGCAAGAGGGCUCCAACCUGGCAUGCUCAAUGCUACUCAGCCUGUUCACGAUCCCACACCUAGUCCUACAGUUUCAGCAUCACGCAAGAAACUGAAAACAUCACAAUCUGUAGCUCCCUUGUCCCUCGGUGGGCCAUCUCCUGCAAUGCAUCCAUCUGUGCAACCAUCUUUAUCGGCCUUGAGACGAGGUCCUCCUCCAGGAGCAAGGAAUAAGAAGCCAAAAUCAUCCAUGCAGUAUCCUUCUACUGGUCUUACAGGAAGGGCCCAGGUUGGUAAUCGUGGUUCUUCAGGUACCCUUGAGAGAAAUGGACCGACUGAGACUGCAACCUAUGAGCCAUUGAUUGGUAGAAAAGUAUGGACAAGGUGGCCCGAAGACAAGCACUUUUAUGAGGCAGUUAUAACUGAUUACAAUCGUGUUGAGGGCCGACAUGCUCUGGUGUAUGAUAUUAAUACUGCAGAUGAAACUUGGGAGUGGGUCAAUCUGAAAGAGAUAUCUCCUGAAGAUAUCAGGUGGGAAGGUGAGAAUCCUGGAGUUUCAAGUAAGAGUGGCCAUCCUGGACCAGGCCGGGGGGUAAAGAAAUCCAUUCCACGUGGUGGUGCAGUUGCCGGUGCAGGAAGAGGUAGAGGAUCAAAGGGCCGGUCCCAAAACCACUUUCCCUUAUCACAGAAUGGAAUUGGGAAGAAGGCAAUGGGUGAUAUUGAAAUAGUUCACACAGAUACACUUAUCAAGGAGGUAGAAAAAGUUUUUGGUGCUAAUCAUCCCGAUCCCUUGGAGAUAGAGAAAGCUAAAACAGUGCUGAAAGAGCACGAGCAAGCCCUUGUGGAUGCAAUUGAAAGGCUUGAAGAUGCAUCUGACGGUGAAAGCGAUGGAGAAAAUCGUUUCUUGCAGGGGCAGUCGACAGAACAAGGAUGAGGAAAACCGCAACAUGAUGCAACUGGUGAGAGUAGAGUAGUUGAAAGUCCUAAUGGGGAUAAAAUUGGAUAGAGAGGGUAGAGUCGCAUCCAUGAUCCACAAGAAUAAGGCCAUCACAUACAGUUCAAUUCAGCACCUAUGUAUGUAUACAUGUAGCAUGCCGUGUAAUGUAAAAAUCACCCAAGUUUUAUGCUCGGCUUGUGGUUUAUUAGUUAGAAAAGUAGGCUUGGUUAUUUUGUUAGUUUAACUUGGCUGGGAAAAUGCUUGUGUAAGAUGACUUGACCAUGUAAAUAUUAUUUUGAUAAUGCAUGCUAUUCUCUCUC
This is a messenger RNA of Juglans regia (Persian walnut), 1897 nucleotides long. RefSeq names its product protein EMSY-LIKE 3-like. Bases 306 to 1574 code for a protein of 422 amino acids. Gene Ontology annotation, biological process: defense response to fungus. The transcript has 10 exons. Lineage: Eukaryota; Viridiplantae; Streptophyta; Magnoliopsida; Fagales; Juglandaceae. The record is from RefSeq and is a predicted model, not a curated record. Gene Ontology annotation, cellular component: nucleus.